Schistocerca americana (American grasshopper) is the source of this 9886-nucleotide messenger RNA. Its product is annotated as zinc finger protein 879-like. Gene Ontology annotation, cellular component: nucleus. Lineage: Eukaryota; Metazoa; Arthropoda; Insecta; Orthoptera; Acrididae. The transcript is spliced from 10 exons. Bases 90 to 2603 code for a protein of 837 amino acids. Gene Ontology annotation, molecular function: zinc ion binding. The record is from RefSeq and is a predicted model, not a curated record.
CAGAAGUGUUCGGUAGUUUGAGACUUUGUUUAUAAACAAGUGUAAUGUGUAUAGAGUGACGUAGUGCGGCUAGAGUGGCGAAUGUAGAAAUGAUAAGCAAUAAACUUUGUCGCCUGUGCGCAAGAGAAAGGGAAGGCUCCAUCAGAAUUUACGAAGAAGAAGGCCAGAAAUUGAAUCUUGCAACAAAGAUUAUUCAGUGUCUGCAGAUUUGGUUAUACCCAGAGGAUCCACUGCCAAAAACUGUUUGCUUGGAGUGCUGCACGAAGUUGAAUCAGUACUUUGAUUUCUUUGAAACAAGCUCACGUGCACAGUUAUCACUGCAGAUAUUAUUUGAUCCGAAAGUAGCCAAAGAAGAAUUCAAAGCAGACUCUCUUGAUAUUGUCGCAAAGGUAGAACCCAAUGACAGAACCAAAAAACCCUCAAGUGAUCGUGACACUGGUGGAGGAGAAGAUGAUGAUGAUGAGGAGGAGGCGGAGGAGGAGGAAGAGGAAGAGGAGGAGGAAGAGGAAGGAGGAGAUGGAUCUAAUUAUAACAUUGAUGGUGCAUUAGAUGAAUAUGAUUCUCCCACUGAGACCAAUGCAGAGCCUCCUGAAUUUGUAGAGUGUGUUCUCUCUGACAGAGACAUCAACACACACAAUGAACAAAAAACUGGUUCAUCAGCUUCUUCCCGACGAAAACGGUGUGUUCCUGUUAAGCGAACGGCUCCGAUGAAGGAGCGAUUGGCAGUUCGAGAAAAAACUUCAGUGAAAGAUGGUGUCCUAUCUAAAUCUAAGAAUUCUGUUAAAGAACGGUCGAUGAGGAGGGAGAGGUCAAUUUCAGAAGAACGAAUCCCACUCGAGCAGAGGCUGCUUAUGGUGAAGGAAACUAGAACAGAAAAGAAAGAGAAAGAAAAUAGUGAAAUUGAAGAUCUCAAACCUAUAGAACCUGAACGUAACCCUGAAAAUGAGGAAUUUUGUGGAAUUAAGGAAGAAAAUAGUGAGGAAGAAAACAUGUCUGAAGGGAAGGCUCUAAAAAAGAAGAGUGGGUCAUCAAGGAAAAAAAAAGAUGGGGAAGCAAAGCCCAGACCAAAGACUGUUAUGGACGGAUAUUCGUGGCAGUGCACAGACUGCACAGCUGUGCUAAGCAGUCUGCAGGAGCUGCGGUCCCAUCAUCAGACUGAGCACAACCAACCACCAAAUUUCAAGUGUUCUCAGUGCGCCAAGGUUUAUACCAGAUACCGAAGUUUUGCAAGACACGUGAAGCUUCAUGGCAAUCCAAAGAAAUUUAGGUGUGAAGAAUGUGGCAAGUGUUUCUCUCAGAAGACGGUGCUGCAGUCCCACAGCACAGUACACACUGAUGCGAGACCACACGUGUGUCCACAAUGUGGCAAAGCUUUCAAGCAGUUCAGCUCACUGUACCUGCACAGCAAGUGUCAUUUGCCAGACCAGGUGAAGCCUAAAUUCCCGUGUGACAUCUGCCACAAAGACUUUGCUACAAAACAUACGUUGGAGACCCACCGUAAGAUACACACAGGAGAGCGAAAUUACAUAUGCGACGUAUGUGGUAAAAGUUUUAUAGCGAAAGGCAGUUUAGAUUACCACAUUUUGACACAUUCAGGAGAAAAACCACAUCACUGCCCAGUUUGUGGGAAAGGAUUCAAGACUGCACGACUUCUGGGAAAGCAUGCGACUUUACAUACUGGUAUCAAGCCUCAUCAAUGUGACGUGUGUGGAAAACAAUUUCGGGAACGUGGAGCACUGAGGGAGCAUAACCGGAUACAUACUGGUGCUAUGCCAUAUACGUGUGAGUUCUGUGGAAAGAACUUCCGUUUCAAGGGUAUUCUCACUGUGCACAGGCGCCAGCACACGGGGGAGAGGCCGUACAGCUGUCAAGAGUGCAGGCGAGAGUUCACAAAUUGGGCAAACUACAAUAAGCACAUGAAGAGGCGUCACCGGAACAGUGAUGACCCUAAUGCCAUAAAUACCAACAGAAGCACUACUCGUACUUACCAGGCUCCCACAAACACAAUACAUAGCAGUAUUAUGGCACCAGACAGUAUGAAGAUGUUACCACAGCAAAGUGGUAGUGUGAUGACGUCGACAGCUGUCGUUUCUGCCGUGCCACCACCUGCGUCAGUAUCUUCUCUUGGUGGUCCGUACAAUUUGAGCAGUAAUCACACGAAUAGUGGUAUUGGUGACAGUAGUAGUAAUAGUGGUUUAGGACCAACUGGAAUGCCAGUAGUACAGGGAGGUGUACUGUACCAGAACCAUCCUAAUAUUGGCACAGGCGUUGCCAAAAUGUCUGUUGGAAGUAUGUACGGAUCACAUACUAAUACAAACAAAGUGGCGGUGUCAAACGUGUUUCACAAUACUGGCAAUAGUGAUAUGAAUCACAUUGCUGCGAAGAUGCCCACAAUUGGUAACAUGUAUCACCAUCAGCAGGACGGUAGCCAGGAUGCAGUCGAUAGAACUUCUACACAGACAAAUCUUAUGAAUUCGUAUCAUGUUCACUCGUAUGUGCCAGCUGCAUUACCAUUAAGCAACAUGGGGUAUUAUAUACCGCCUAUACACCACACAGAUCCUAGCAUGGAUAUGCUGCACAACAGGAUGACAACCAACCAGUAAACUUUGAGGUGGCGAUGGAACUGCAGUUACAGAUGAGACUGGAAUGGAUUCCUUCAGCACUGUGAAAUGGCUGAUGUUACUAGAGAUUUGUGUAUAUCAUGAACCUUUAAUGUUUUGUUCAAGCGAACAAUAAGGUGGUCUGUCAUAUUUAGUGUGUCUUUUAACAUUAAGACACGUUUAUUAUAUUUCCUAAGUGAAAUCUCCUAAAAAGCUUUACUAUGGUAAUAGGAAAGUAAUACUUGUGUAUAUUACACAGUUUAUGGUUGUUGUUGCAUAGUGCCAUACAUUUUUAUAGAUUUACAAUACCUGCCAGUCAGAAAGUUUUUACUUAACAUAUAUAAUGCUUUUUCUCACAUAAUUUUUAAUAUGAGCUGUUGGUGCAUCAUUGUGUGUCUUCACUACAAUGUGUGAAAUAUUAAGACAGUGAAGUUGUAAAUAUUUUAUUUGACCAGAAAUAAUUUUAUAUUUAUGAAUUUUUUUCUCUUCAUCUAUUUUUCUCACUAAAGUAUUUUUAAUGUGGCUGCCACAUGACAUGUUUUUAAAACCGAUACUUUUAUUUUAAUUGAGAUAACUCUGUGAAACUUUGUCUAACAAUAGUACAAAAAAAAGAUUUGUUGCAGUUGCAACUGAACUACAAUGUAAGUCUUUUCACUCACUUUACAUUUUUUGUGCCAGAGAAAAUAAGAUAGUGCUAAGUAUUAGAUGUUGCAUCAGAUAUUAUGUUCCUAUUGUACAAAGAGAUUUUUUUAAGGAUAAUAUUUUAUAAAGAGGGAAGUACAUGGACUAGGAUAAGGACAAAUACAUGUACACCUUGCAUAAUGGAAAAGGUAGCUUGUGCUAUACCGAUUGUAUAGAACAUUUAUCAUAGUUUAGAAGAGGCAGUUCACUUCUGUUCCCAACAUAAAUGCAUCAGAUUUUAUUUUAUUUUAGAAUUAAUUCCAAGAAAGAGAUAACUGAUAUUAGUGUCACAGGAGGUCUACAAGGCAACUGAAAUAAUUUUAAAAGAGAUAGGCUGAGAUAAUGAACAACAAUAAUGCAUAAUCAUAACUCCAGCUCAGAAGAGUAGAGAAUAAUCUAUCUGCCCCUUUGCAGUGAUAAUGUUCUGUUGCCUUGAAGCAGCAAGCACUUAUUAAUAUUCACCACAUUCUCAGAUUUCGAAACAAUCAUCAUGUUAAUGCUGGAAUUUUACAUAUUUUGUUCAGUAUGUUAUAUCAGUUUUUCAUCACUUCACCCUUUGUACGAGCAGCGAUCUUAUUGCAAAUUUGAUUUCAGGGGUGUCUUUAAAGGAGGUGCUGCCAUAAUUUAAGCAAUGCAUAAUGUGAAAUAUAUGAAAGACUGUUUUUGUCGUUUAAGUAAGACAUUUUUUCUGAAAAAUUAUAUUGUAAAUAACACAGCGCGAAUUAUUAAUUGUUUUCUAACUUACCAUUAUUUGAUAUAAAGUAUUAUUAAAAACAGAUUUUUUAUGCCUUAAGUGCUUGAUUUUUAAAUCACGACAGAAUUUUUACUUGAUUAUAGGCAUCUCUGAUUGAUUAUGGUAAAGUGAUUGUAGGCACUGUUUCCUUGGUGCAUUUUUUAUGUAUGUCAGAAACAUUUAACAACAAAAUUGUGAGAGACAUCUGGGAAGAAGUGACGGUGGGAAUUGAUUAUUGUAAUUAGGAGUCAUCUAAAAUCUGAUGAUUUUUCUUGCUGCAAGAAAUGUUAGAUUUUCAACAUUUAGAGGCAUUAACCAUCAAAAAACCAAGGCACUCAAGAAAUAACCAGUAUAGCCACAGGUGCAGGCACAACACAACAUAGUAAAUUUAUCUCCACUCUGUGAAUUAAUAAGGGGUAUUGUCACACUCUUAAGCAAUUUCAAUGUUCUAGUUUCUACAACAUUAUAACAAAAUAUUUUGUAGUUUUUUUGUUUAAUUUAAGGUGAUUUAUAAAUACACUUAUUUUGGGAAACCAAACCUAGUAAGUCCUGCAAAUAUUGAAUUCCACCACCUGGUUGGGCUUUAAUUAAAAAAGUCAGUAUAGAAUUUUUACAAAAUCCAGUUAAGGUACUUUUGAACCUAGUGAUUCAUAACCUAUGCAGGUUUUAAUGGCCUAAUUCUCAUUAUAACUGAUGUAAAUUUGAAAACACUGGUUUAGAAUUGACAUAGGUUUCUAUAUUUUUGUGAUUAUCUUGUGCUCUUCCCCCUUAUUGUUAUGCUGUAACAUUGAACACCAUUAGAGUCAUGGUGAAAAAGUUUCAGACUUCCAGCACAGUACAAUAUUGAAAUGUCACAAUGUUUUGCACCUCACCUUCUGGCUUUUAAUUACUGGCCACUUUACUUGGAUACCAACCAGUUGUUUACUGAACCCUCUCAAUUAAAAAGCUUGAAACUGUAGUAACAAAAUUUUAGGGUGCUUUUCUUUUUAUGGCCCCACAUAAUUUCAGAGAGUAGUUGUUGUUUCGUUGCAGUUUUUCAUUUUUGAAAUGUAGAGGUACAUUUGCAUCACAACAAUUUUACCAUUUAUCUAUCUGUCCCUUCCCCCUGCCUCUUAAUGGCCACAUUGCAGAUGUUGGACGGUCAGAUUCUUCCAUUGUAAUUUGUUUUUAGUCAUUUACAGUUUUGUACCAUCUUUCUCUCCUUGCUCAUAGCUGUGGUCGAUGUAACUUUCCGUUCAAUACCAUUUUCUGUGUUCUUUCAACGGAAAACACAUCCAAUCUGAAGGCAGAAAACUGCUGUCAUAGAGGCCAAAAGUGUUAAAAAAUAUCUGUGUCUUCUCACUUACUUAUGGCAAAUUUUACUUUUUGUCUAUAUGGCAGCAGGUAGAUGUUAGACUUUCAUAAAAUCUUUUGUGACACAUUUAUUGCAGUUUGUGUUAUUGGUGCACUAAGUGUAUUAGUUUUCUAUGUAAAUGUGACUUUUUUUACCAUUAGUUGCUUUUACUGAUGGAGACAAUGUUGUUUAUUGUCAAAAUCUUGCAUUUUUAUGGAGAAUGGGCGUGACAAAACAUAUCGAAAAUAUUUAACUCCAAAUUCUUGUAAAAAGUAAAUAAAAAAGAUAGGUUGUGAAGUAAUUGUUACCAUGUUGUAGCACAUGCAAUUUACAGGCAUGAUUCAGUGUUGUUGAUUCUCUUACACAUUCUGUUCUGGAUGAUUGCUUGGUACACUAUUUGUGUUCACUGUGACUCUUCCUCUUCCACUCUCAUAUUCAGAAGACUUUUUUGUGUAAAGGAAGCACAAACAAUCUCAUUUGUUUUAUUAGUUUCAUGUCAGUUACAGCGGUUUGUGUUAACAUUUUAUAUGAUUUACUACAUACACCUCUUGCCCCCAUCCCCCUUCAUUCACAUUAUUAAGGCACAGAUAAUUUGCUGCUACGUCAAUGCAGAAAAAUUUUGCCAUACUUUCUGCUUUAUACACUUUUCUAAUGUUUCAAAUAAUAGAAUGAAUGAGCCACUGGUUUGCACCGUUUUAAAUUUCUUUCGUAGUGAAUGACUGUCUUCAGCGUUAUUGAUGGUUACAACCCUAUUUUGAAUAUUAUGAAGGCUUCAGUAUUUACGAGCAAUAAAGGAACUAUGGGACCAAUGACAUCUACUUCUUCAAGAAAUUUUUAACAGAAAAACAGUUUUUUUUCACUUUUUUACAUUUCCUAAGAGAGACAUCUCUUCUAUCUUCUUCACAGAUUCUUUUUCUUAUUGUCUUUAUAGUGUUGAAUCUGGUUACAUGUUUUACCUUCUGUGUUGUCUGAUAACAAUACAUGUUUGAUCAAGAGAUUUAUUCAUGUAGUGUUUAGUUUCCUAUGAUUGGUUGUGAUUGUAUAUAGUUUCCUUUCUCUUCAUUGAUACCUUUAUAUUUUAGUCACUAUAGUGUGAGAUUUUCUUUUCUACUUAAUGGAUUUCACAUAUGUUUGUUGUUAUUGAUACCUUCAUUAUAUCAAACUUUAACUGUAGCAAAAUUGUGUGUUCACUGUUUGCUUCAAGGGCUAAUCUAAUGUCAAGUAAUAAUCAAUGACAAGCUGUGUGAAUGUAGGAGAGAAGCUUUACGAUUGCGAAGAUUAACUUAUAAUUAUCCUUUGCAUGGUAUCUGGAGUAACUGCAGUAAUGUAUUGACUUAAAUAAUUAAGGAUGUCCUGAGAUUCUUUUGUAAUAACAAACUGUAGUUACUCAAAGGAGCAGUGGAAAUUUCACAGACAGUUUACUAUUUGCACAGGCGAAAAAAUUCAUUCUCGCAAUCAGGUAACAAAUAUUUUGCGUGUUGUCAUUGUUGGAAUAUAUCACUUUCAUUUGCGCAUCUCUACUGCUGCCACUAGCACCGAAGCGAAGGAGGUUGCACAUUAAAUUCUAGGUGUGGCAUUGUUGCAAUUUUGCUUGUCGGAAACUCCAUUCCUUUUAAUAGGUCGUAUUUCUGGCAAUUUCCAGAUGAUUUGAGUCCUAGAUCUUUCCUGUAUUCUGUCAGUGCAGGGUUCAGAGAUGGAAAGAAACACACGGAUCCCUCUCAACACAAAUAUUUGUUUCCUGCCUCUCUUUUCUAACUUUCCCUGGCCUGUAUCACUCUUUCCUUCCCGAUAAAGGAACUACCAGUUUCAAAAGCUAGGAGACUUGUUUUUGUGCGUCUGUUGGAUGAACUGAGACAUCGGUGAUAACUUCUUAUAGUAUGACAGCUAGAGCUUUAUGUAGUUUAAUUAUUUCGUGACGACAUUAUCUUCAGAAUAGAAAGUGAAGAUGAUGGUAAGAAUUUUUGUGGAUUGGACCACUUGAUGCAUAAUUAGGCUGGCUGGUUGGCUAUGCAAGUUAGUGUUCAGUUCUUUAAAAAUAUGCUUUGAGUGAUGUUUGCUUUCGAAUGGCAGUCAAAGAUGGAAGUGAAGAGAGAAUUUUAUGAUUUAAUUAUUUGAAAAACUACAAUUUUUUGUCAUCUUUAACAUUGCACAUGUGGAUUACAUUCAGUUUUGGUUAAUUGUUAAAAGUAUUGAUGUGGGGCGCAGAAUGGAAUGUAACUAAUACUGAUUUACUUACUCAUGGGGUCGUUUGCAAGUCUGGUUUUGUGGAUUAUGUGAGAGAGUCAUUUCCAUUGACAUCCGUCCAUGUUUGUUUUCCCUUGAAGACUGCCAGUGAUUCAGUGCCCUGCAGCUGUACUGUGGGUGCUGUGCAGGGUUUGCCAUUCUACUGCCUCCUAGCCAACAGGAUCUGUCAUGUCUGUAGUGGCUUAGGAAUGGACAGAUUGGAGCAGAACUGACUGUCGAGAGGAUAACCGACACGAGAGAGAAAUAUGGAAAGAGAUCGUGAGCAAAAGAUUGACAAAAUAGGUGUCGAGAUGCAGUCCGAACAGAAGAAGGAACCUGGGUAGGCCCAAUUUGAGAAAGCCUCGACUAUAAACUUUGAACAUAGAACAGGCAGUUAGCCUAAUCCCUGGUGAUAAUGAUGUGAGAGAGUUUUUUUAUGCUAUUGUUCCUUUUAAUACGUAUUCGACUGUGAAGACUGUAUUGUUAAUUCUAGGAAAAAUGGCAUAGCAUAUGAUUUCAUCUGAGGGAUAGAACACAGGUGUGAAAAGUUUGACUGAUAUGGAUGGGCUUUCAUUAUGUGUGUUUUGUAGAAUAGUAUUCAUCCCCUCCCAGGAUUUUUGCUUCCUUUGAAUGUGUCUGCAUAAAUCAUGGUUUUAGGAUUGUAACAUAAUGAAAUUAUUUUGUUUUGUAAUUAAUAUGUGAUGUACAGAAAGAAAGAAAACACUUCUACACAUAUCUGAAUGAAAAUUCAUCCUCAUUGGCAGCUUUAGUUUCACAUAUCAGAGUUCUUAAGUUUUGAGGUACCAGCAAAGAACAGGAAUUAUAUUUUAAUUCGUGGAUCUUUGCAUAGGACAUUAAUGAAAUUAGCUCUCGUGAUUGAACUGAUUAUAAGUAUUUUAUGUAAGAAAAAUAACUGAAAUUACAUUUUUUCUGUUUCUGAGAUCUACAAUGCUUACCAUGCAGUUUAUUAAGAGACAAAUAUUGCUUUAAUAACAAUGUAAUUGUUAUAUUUUAGUACCAGGUUAAUACAAAAAUUAAUUAUGAGCAUACAGUUUUUUAAACAUACUCCAAUUGUAAACACAUUCCCAAAUAACCUCACAGUUCUGAGAACACUGUUAGAUAGCAGAUGUUUUUGUAAUCUUGUGACUUUUUGUAUUUUAUCACUGUUUGCAUGAAAAGUUUUAGUGAUAAUGCUUCCAUUAGAAUUACAUAGUUAUAGAUAUUACUAACACAGAUAUCAUAAAAACAAUAAGAAAAUAGGAAUAAAAUUCAGUUAAAAAUGUAAGAUUUCUUAUGUAUAAUGUGCAACAUGAUCUGCAUGUACAAUAAACUGCAUAUUGUUCUUUUGAUAAAUGCAUAAGUGAGAAUAUAAGUAAACCUGUUUCUUUUGUCUCAAAAAUAAUUUGGCUUUGAGUGUGAAAUACUUAAAAGAUGAGAUACCUUGUUAAAAUCCAUUGGUACUAUGUUUUACACAUAGGUGUACCCCUUCUGUAUUCUGGUAUUUUUUGUUUGUUAUGUGAUUUAUAAUGUAUCUUAUAAUAUGAGCACAACCAAUUACUAUAAAGCAAAUAUUAUGUAGAAUGGUUAUGACAACUGGUUAGUUCUGUUCCUGAUUAAGUGCUGUUUCCAUGUAAUAAUAGACGGAAAGUUCUAGUGGAUUGUAAAUACUAUAGGAGUAAAGGAGACAACUCAUCAAAAAGCAAUGAGUUACGUGUGUGUGUGUGUGUGUGUGUGUGUGUGUGUGUGUGUGUGCUCUAGAUUGAAAAAGGAUUCAUACCAAAAGCUAGUGAGAUUUUGUGUGUGUCUGUCAGUGACCCAACUGUUCUGCUUUUUUCUUGUUUCCGAGUGUAUGGUAACAGAAGUCAGUUUAAUACAAAUGAUACUACUCUAUAUACUUUUCCACUGCCCUCUCUGUCUGUAAAACAAAUUCAUUUGGUUAAGCAAAUGAUUGAAGUUAUGAGGCUACUUCUAUCUGUUAAAUUUGAUUAUACAAUUCUUCGUAAACAGCUUUAAUAUCUUGAUGAAUUACAUUUAGUAAAGUGGUUUCUUCUCCAUCUAACAUCGUCUAUGAUGUGGGCACCAGUGGUAAUUGUGUAGUGAGGGAAACUUCUGAAAAUGAAUUUUGAACAGUCAUACUACCAACAUUUAGUGAGAGCAGUUCCUUCACUUUCUAAUCACUUUCCAUGGCAGAAUGAUAAAAUUUAUUUUCAGCUUAGUUGUCAUAUUUUGUUGGCUCCCAUUCAGAUACAUGACUAUCUUUAAUCCUGUCACUCACUUUGUGAUGUUCCUAGAAGUUUCUUCAGAACACCUGCUUCG